This is a messenger RNA of Solanum dulcamara, 2859 nucleotides long. RefSeq lists its product as uncharacterized. Gene Ontology annotation, biological process: proteolysis. The record is from RefSeq and is a predicted model, not a curated record. Bases 1 to 2859 code for a protein of 952 amino acids. The transcript is spliced from 10 exons. Lineage: Eukaryota; Viridiplantae; Streptophyta; Magnoliopsida; Solanales; Solanaceae. Gene Ontology annotation, molecular function: cysteine-type peptidase activity.
AUGAAUGACUUCAAGUAUUCUGAUGAUCAAACAAGUAGAUUAUUAUCUUUAUAUUUUCCUGGUGCCAAAAAUGGGGUCAACAAAGCUCAUUUCAUUGAGCGUUUUCUGGUUGGAGGAUGGAAAACAAACGAAGAUGCUGUUCAGAUGGCCAUUCUCUAUUUCAUCCAUACUUUUGUUUUUUCUCAACUAGGUGAUGCACCUAUAUCAGUUGAUGAUUUUAAAAUGGUAGAAGAUGGUAGUUAUGAGCAAUAUCCAUGGGGAAAAAUAGCAUAUUCAAAAUUAAUAAAAGAAAUGCGUCAGGAGUUUUCAAAUGCCAAACAAAUGUAUCGUCUAGGCGGCAUGCCAUACGCUCUGAAUGUUUGGAUAUAUGAAUGUGCAUCUCAAGUUCCCUCUGAAAUUGCUGUAAGAGUGGGUAAUAAAAUUUCCAGAAUUCUUAACUGGCGUGUUGUCGCCGUGAAGCCAAAAUUUGAGACCUUCAUGUCUACCAUCUUCAGUGAGUAUCCAUGCUCCAACAUUGUCCAAUCUCAACAUGAAAUGGAAUCUAUUGUCGUUCAUGACAGCCAACAGAAACCUGAAGCUUCAACAUCGGCUGCCAAGGUCAAUUUUAGAAAACCUCAUGAAGUCCCUGGAUUUGAGGACUUUUCAACAACACCACCCACUGAAUUAUUAAAGAGAUCCAGGGAUGUCGCUGAUACAUCUUCUCCACCUCCUUCCAAGAGAAUGAAGACUUCCCCUGCUAAAAAGCCAAUUCAAGUAGAAACAGCCAACAUGCACAAGGAUUUUAUACCACCAAAUGAAUCAGAAAAGACUGUUUCUCCUGACAAUGAACCAGGGGCGAAGUCACCAAAGGAAUCAGAAAAGCCUGUUUCUCCUGAAAAUGUACCAGGGGCGAAGUCAGCUGUUGACCGGAAGUUCAAGCGUUUGGAGAAUAAAAUGGAUUCAAAUCACAUUGAUCUUUUGAAAGCCAUCGACAGUAUGGCGAACCGAAUGACUGGCACAUCAUCUCAAGAUAAAAAAGAUGAUUUUGAUCAAUCAUUCUAUGUGGUUGAACAACAAGAAGCACCUACUGGUUUGGAGGUGCACAAUUUUGCAAAUAAAUCUGACCCACCCCCAAAAAAUGACAAAUCUAAUGUCCAGGAAGAUAUUAAGGGACCUGAACCAUCCACCAUGAUAAAUCAGGUGGACAAUAUAUCGGAACAAAGCAUUUCAGCAGAUGUUCCUGAAUUAUUUGAUCAGCAAGUUUAUUCUGAUACAUUAAAGGAAGAUGAACCAUCCGUCAAGAUACAAAAGGUGGAUGAUGUAUCACAACAUAAUAUUGUAUUAGAUGAUGAACUGAAAACAUUAAAUUUUACACCACAAUUGAAGGAUGUAUCAGCACACCAAAUGGAACCACAAAGAGCAGAUACUGAUCAGCUUAUUGCUGAUUCUGAUACAUUACAGAACACUGGAAAGAAAGAUGGAAGAGUAGCCGAUGAUAAAACUGACAAAGUAGAAGAGCAAGUUGAGGAGAUUGAAAAAGAAAAAAUCAAACCAAGCACAUCAGAAUCCAAUACUUCAGCACCAUUUUCGACCGAAACUCUGGAUGUGAUAGAUGCUCUAAUAUACGGACUUCCAUUACCAGCCAUGCCAUUGACAGCUGUUAGUCAUGAGCAAGUUCAGGAUGAAUAUCUAUUACGCGAUAGCCAGCUACCAACCACUCUUCCAUCAAAAGGUAAUGUAUUGUCUGACGAUGUGAAGACACUAUUUCGAAGAAGCAGGAUUCCUUCGAAGAUCUUACAGUCGCCGUAUCUUUCAAACUUUGGGUCGAGUGAAAAGGGAAAGAAAAAUUUGUCAGAUGUUAUGCAUCAGACACACCCUUUUGAAGAUUUUGGUAUAUGCUAUCAUCCCCCAUCCGAGCUUGUCACAGACUACUCUCAAUGGAGAGAUAAAGGACUUCUAAAAUCACAUGUCAACCAGAAUUCGAAGGAGGAUCAUUACAGAUCUAAGUGCUCUUCAUUCGGCUUUGAUAAAAUGGACUUUGUUGUGGCAUUUCCUAAAGAUAAGAACUGGUUCUACCUAAUGUCACAGCCGAACAGAUGCUGGAAUGAUGAGAAAUCGAAGAUGCAGUUGAGCAAUCAGUAUCGAUACACAACGACAAACUUCAUUUUCAAAAAUUACAUCGAAUAUGCACACACAUGCUACUAUCACCUUCUACCUAACAUGUCUACACAAGAAGAUAUGGCAAGGGCCACUGUUACAGCUCAUCAUGAGAGAUCCGUGAAGAACAUAAUAAGAGGUUUCUCAAUACCAGCCGGUUUGCCCUGGCAUUUGGUAGAUGAGGUAUACAUUCCAGUAAACUGCGAUAGAGAUUUUCAUUGGGUUCUUGCGAUAGCUGUGUUGAAAGAGAGGUUGAUACGUGUGUAUGAUUCAUCGCCUAGACGAAGAAGUAGCAACCCUUCCCAAGAGAUCCAAAAGAUAGCAGCAAUGCUACCAACAUACCUGCAAGACAGUGGUUUCUUUGACAACAACGAACGUACUGAUUGGUCGUCUCUUGAUUCAUACAAGGACAAAUCAACUGGUAACAUGCUUGAACCACAUCACCCAUUUGCAGUUGAGUAUGUUGAAGGAAUUGCGCAACAGGGAAGUGACAGCUUGGAUUGUGGAGUUUUCCUGGCCAUGUUUGCUGAAUAUCUUAGUGAUGGAAUUUCUAUUUCAAAUACCGGACUAAAUGUUGAAUUCUUCCGUUCAAGAUAUGUCGCACUCUUAUGGAGAUAUGGUUGUCAGAAGGCCAUUGAUGGUUAUGUUAGCGAUAACGAUGAUCCAAAAAAAUCUAGGAGAGACAUAUCUCCAAACCAAGGAGAACUGAUUGAUGUCCAAUAA